Myxocyprinus asiaticus (Chinese sucker) is the source of this 2321-nucleotide messenger RNA. Its product is annotated as negative elongation factor A-like. The transcript has 11 exons. NCBI's taxonomy places the organism in Eukaryota, Metazoa, Chordata, Actinopteri, Cypriniformes, Catostomidae. The coding region runs from base 11 to 1639 and encodes 542 amino acids. The record is from RefSeq and is a predicted model, not a curated record. Gene Ontology annotation, cellular component: NELF complex. Gene Ontology annotation, biological process: negative regulation of transcription elongation by RNA polymerase II.
CUUUUCCAAGAUGGCGUCGAUGAGGGAGAGCGACACCGGCCUGUGGCUGCACAACAAACUGGGAUCGACGGACGAGCUGUGGACUCCUUCGAGCAUCGCCUCCCUACUCACCGUGUCGGUCAUUGAUAAUAUACGACUGUGUUUCUCUAGUCUUUCGCCUCCGGUGAAGCUGAAACUCUUGGUGGGGAUGCUGCACCUCCCGCGCAGGACCGUGGAUGAGAUGAAAGAGGCUCUGUCAGAGAUCAUUCAGUUGGCCACAGUGGACUCUGAGCCAUGGGUGUUAAUGGUGGCUGACAUCCUAAAAUCCUUUCCAGAUACAGGCUCGCUAAACCUGGACCUGGAGGAUCAGAACCCUAAUGUACAAGACAUACUUGGAGAGCUGCGUGAGAAAGUGAAUGAAUGUGAAGCGUCUGCCAUGUUGCCUCUGGAGUGUCAGUAUCUGAAUAAGAGUGCUUUGACUGCGCUGGUGGGGCCACUUACUCCACCCAUCAAGCAUUUCCAGCUGAAGAGGAAACCCAAGAGUGCUACACUCAGAGCUGAGCUUCUGCAGAAAUCCACAGAGACUGCCCAGCAGUUAAAGAAAACAGCAGGAGUCCCGUUUCACUCCAAAGGAAGAGGACUGGUGAAGAAGAUUGACACCACAACACCGCUAAAAGGCAUUCCUAAAGCACCAUUCCGUAGCCCAACAACCCCGAGCAUGUUCAGCCCCCCCAGCAACAGAACGCCUAUUGCCCCUGUCCGCACACCCCUGCGCAAGGAGAGGGGAGUCAAGCUGUUAGAUAUAUCUGAGUUGGAUAUGGUAGGAGCUGGCAGAGAAGCUAAGAGGAGAAGAAAGACUUUGGACAUAGAAGCUGGAGAGAAGGCCGCCAAAGAAGAGGCAGUGGUGGAAAAUGCAACACCAGACUAUGCAGCCGGAUUGGUGUCCACACAGAAACUGGGGGCGCUGAACAAUGAGAGCGCCCUGCCAUCAACCAGUUACCUUCCCGCCACUCCCAGCAUGGUUCCCUCCUCAUCCUAUAUUCCCAGCUCAGAGACACAGCCAGCCAAUGCAGGUGGUUCAGGGCGUGAAACUACAAACCGGCAGUCGGAGGAGUUGCCUGCUCCCAAUGCUGCUUCUGCUUCGUUACCCGGCCAGUUCAAGCAACGGCCGCCUAUGUAUAAUGCCAGCACUGCAAGUCCCACUGCCCCUACUUCACCCACCACGCCAACCAGCACACCCACCAAUAAUGCCCCGCCCCCUGCCGCUACAGCAACACAGCCAGACAUGCCCACACAGCCGCCCACCACUGCAGCCCAGCCCGCACCCACACCAGCGCCUCCACAAACCCAACCUAAAAAGAACCUGUCGCUCACGAGAGAACAGAUGUAUGCUGCACAGGAAAUGUUCAAGACUGCAAACAAAGUUACACGGCCAGAAAAAGCCCUUAUCCUGGGCUUCAUGGCAGGAUCACGAGAGAACCCCUGUCCAGAACAGGGCGACAUCAUUCAGAUCAAACUGAGUGAGCACACAGAAAUACUGCCUAAAGCGGAUGGAACGGGCAGCACAACCAUGCUGGUUGACACAGUGUUUGAGAUGAACUACUCUACUGGGCAAUGGACCCGGCUCAAGAAAUACAAACCCAUAACCAACGUCUCCUGAGGAGGACUGGGUUAACAAUAACACACAUGCACGAACACACUCGGCGUGUGAUUACAUAGACACAUAUGUAUACAUUCACACACCCCUCUUCGAUGUCAUGUACACACAUUAUGUACAUGCGCUAGAAUGUACAUAUAUUUACGGGCCAAAUUUGGAGGUAUCGGGAAUGUGUGGUAGUGACUCAAAGUGGGCAAAUUUUUGGAGAUUCAGACAGUUGCAAAGAACUUGCCAAGUCCCAAAGGCAUUGCCAAAGACAGGGACCCUCUUCUAAGACUUGUUUUCUUUAUCUUUUUGUUAACGUUUGUAUCGUCUCUCGUUUUUAUGCCCAAUUCAAAUUUCCGAGUGUUGGGGAAAUGUAAUGAAACCGAGGCAGGGCUUGUUAGUUGUCUUAACCUAGUUUUGACUGACACGUUAUUGCGAGAUCUUACAAGGGUACAAACAUGCUAUUACAGUGUCCCCCAAAUGAAACAAAAGCAUCUGUCGGUGUUUUCUCACUCAGAAUAUAAAAAAAUGUUUUCAAGUUCCUCCUUGACCAAUGGACAGAAAAAAGAAAUGAAAACAAUAAACAAACAAAAAAGUGCAAAACAGGUUAUUUUCUGUUUAAAACUGUUCAAGAACGUAAUUGUUUUUUUUUUUUGUUUGUUUGUUUUUUAAAGAGGAAAUAAAUGGAAACAUGUCCAGA